Messenger RNA from Phlebotomus argentipes, 1042 nucleotides. It is a transcript of the gene Gnpnat, whose product is annotated as probable glucosamine 6-phosphate N-acetyltransferase. Lineage: Eukaryota; Metazoa; Arthropoda; Insecta; Diptera; Psychodidae. The record is from RefSeq and is a predicted model, not a curated record. Gene Ontology annotation, molecular function: monosaccharide binding; glucosamine 6-phosphate N-acetyltransferase activity. The transcript is spliced from 5 exons. Gene Ontology annotation, biological process: UDP-N-acetylglucosamine biosynthetic process. Gene Ontology annotation, cellular component: endoplasmic reticulum; endoplasmic reticulum-Golgi intermediate compartment; Golgi apparatus. Bases 255 to 896 code for a protein of 213 amino acids.
AGUGCAGAAAAGUCCACUGGAGUACGCAAAGUUAGAACUGGAGUGUGAAAAUAGCCGGGAUGAUAACGUGGAAAAGCGCUGAACGUUGAUAAGAGAAAUUCAAGUUCCCUACCACGUCGCCGCGAGAGAGGUGGCAUUACGUGUCAGAAUGUAGAGCAAAUAGUUCCUUGGACAGUCUCUGAGUACUAUUGCGUGGGAUCGGGUUGAUUUCUGACACACUUCUCUGCGAAUUCCUCCGUGGACGGCGAAGGAGAAUGGCAAGUGAAAGGGAUGAACUCACGCUCUACGAGCCGAAGCUGCUCCAUCAGCUUGAAUUUUGGCGAUCCCCGGCCAAGUUUAAUCCCCCAAUCACCGCCACCGCGCCCGGGGAGACAUGGAUGAAGGUCAGGCCGCUGCAGGAAGGCGACUACGAUCGCGGCUUCCUGGAACUGCUGUCGCAACUGACGAAGGUGGGAAACAUCUCCAAAGGACAGUUCCUUAUGCAAUUCGCCAGGAUGCGCGCAAGCGGCGACUACUAUGUCACUGUGAUUGAGGAUACGCGGAUCAACAGAAUCAUCGGAAGUGCCACUUUAGUGCUGGAGCAUAAAUUCAUUCAUGAGUGUUCAGUGCGAGGCAGAUUGGAAGAUGUUGUGGUGAAUAAUACUUACAGAGGAAAGCAGCUGGGAAAACUAAUUGUCGUGACUGUGAAUCUCCUGGCACAGCAUCUGGGCUGCUACAAGAUGUCUCUGGAGUGCAAAGAUCAUCUCAUUCCGUUCUACGAGUCUCUGGGAUACGUUCUCGAGCCGGGCAAUUCGAAUUCCAUGAAUAUCCGCUACGAUGGUGCCAAGGAAGCGCCUGUGAGGAGUCGCCAAUCGGUGAUUUUGGUCAAUGCCACGAAUCCUGUGGAUCCCUCCUGACAAUUAGCCACCAGUGCUGCUAAAGUGAAGUCCAAGCUCUAGUGAUUCACCACUGGGGAGGAUGAUGGCUCGAGGAAAACACGCACAGCGCCAAUUAGCAGACUGGUAGAUGACUUGAAGCAGAUUCGAACGUCCGAUGAGAUUCU